This is a messenger RNA of Humulus lupulus (European hop), 2982 nucleotides long. RefSeq lists its product as uncharacterized. The record is from RefSeq and is a predicted model, not a curated record. Bases 1 to 2982 code for a protein of 993 amino acids. Gene Ontology annotation, biological process: DNA integration. The transcript is spliced from 2 exons. Gene Ontology annotation, molecular function: nucleic acid binding; RNA-DNA hybrid ribonuclease activity. NCBI's taxonomy places the organism in Eukaryota, Viridiplantae, Streptophyta, Magnoliopsida, Rosales, Cannabaceae.
AUGAUCGGAGUCAGUGCAGAUGUUAUUACCCAUAAGCUAAAUGUAGAUCCAGACAAUCUUCCAGUGAAACAAAAAAGAAGAAAGUUUGCUCCCGAGAGAAACCGAAUUAUAAAUGAAGAAAUUCAGAAGUUGCUUGACAUUGGUUUUGUUCGUGAAGUACACUGCCCACAGUGGUUGGCUAAUAUCGUUGUAGUCCCAAAAAAGAAUGGAAAAUGGCGAGUGUGCAUCGAUUUUAUAGACUUAAAUAAAGCUUGUCCGAAAGACUCAUUCCCUUUACCACACAUCGACAUGAUGGUAGAUGCUACGGCUGGGCAUGAAUUGUUGAGCUUUAUGGACGCGUUUUCAGGCUACAAUCAGAUUCUAAUGCACCCAGAAGAUCAAGAGAAAACUUCUUUCAUUACUGAACGGGGAACCUACUGUUACAAAGUAAUGCCCUUUGGGCUAAAAAAUGCAGGGGCUACUUAUCAAAGGCUCGUGAACAAGAUAUUCACUGAAUACCUUGGAAAGUCAAUGGAGGUUUACAUUGACGACAUGCUCGUCAAAUCUCUCAGGGCUGAAGAUCAUGUUAAUCACCUCCGACAAUCAUUCAAGGUUCUACAACAGAAUGGAAUGAAGUUGAACCCAACCAAGUGUACGUUCGGUGUACGUUCAGGUAAAUUUUUGGGGUAUCUGGUUACUCAAAGAGGAGUUGAGGCCAAUCAAGACCAAAUCAAAUCCAUUAUGGACAUCCCUUCUCCACGCACUAAAAAGGAUGUCCAGAAGCUAACUGGUAUAAUAGCAGUGCUUAGCCGAUUCAUCUCCAGAUCAUCAGAUAGGUGUCAAAAAUUCUUUGACAUCCUUCGAAAGAACAAAACGUUCCAGUGGACUCCUGAGUGCGAUCGUGCAUUACAAGAGCUAAAAGAAUAUUUGACGCAACCUCCUCUUCUGUCUAAGCCAUUGGAAGGGGAGAUUCUUUACUUAUACUUGUCAGUGUCAGUAAGUGCAGUGCUAGUUAGAGAGGAGGAAAGGAAGCAAAAGCCAAUUUACUACACAAGUAAGGCCCUACUUGAUGCUGAGACAAGCUACACCCACUUGGAGAAAUUGGCAUUGGCCCUGGUAGUUGCUGCACGAAAGUUGCGUCCAUACUUCCAAUGCCACCCAAUUGUAGUUCCCACUACUUUUCCAAUGAAGUCAAUUCUACAUAAGCCCGAGCUCUCAGGUAGAUUAGCAAAGUGGGCUGUGGAGCUUGGAGAACACGACAUAACCUUUCAGCCUCGUACAACCAUUAAGUCCCAAGUCUUGGCAGAUUUUGUGGCUGAUUUUUCCCCGUCCAUUCAAAAGGAAGCAGAAGGAGAAGCCAUGUGCUUGGACAAAGAAACAUACAAUGAUGGGUGGACCAUGCAUGUUGAUGGCUCGAGCACUACUCACGAUAGUGGUUUGGGUGUGUCACUAAGAUCACCUCAGGGGGAUGUCUUUGAACAAUCUUAUAAAUGUGGCUUCAAAGCCACCAAUAACGAAAGUGAGUAUGAGGUACUCAUAGCUGUAUUAGGAUUGGCUAUAAGCAUGGGAAUAGAUAGCAUCAUCGUCUACAGUGAUUCUCAGUUGGUAGUAAAUCAAAUGCAAGGAGACUACCAAGUUAGAGACUCAAAGUUAAUUGCCUACAUGACCAAGGCUAAGGAAAUCCAACUCUCUUUCAAAAGAUGUGAUAUCAAACAGAUCCCUAGAGACCAAAAUGUACAAGCUGAUGCCCUUGCCAAUCUAGGAUCCUCUAUAGAAGCAACAGAAGAGAAGAAGAUCAUGCUUGUUUACUUAGAGUGGCCUGCUGUUUGGAAAGGUCACCAAGAAGCCUUGGAUGUGCAACAAACGAGAUCAUGGAUGGAUCCCAUAAUUGAUUAUUUGAGAGAGGACAAACUCCCUGAGAAUAAGAUGGAGGCUUGUAAACUUAGAGUUAAAGCAGCAAGAUUUUCUAUCAUUGAAGGGACAUUGUAUCGAAGGUCCUAUACAGGCGUUCUCCUUAGGUGUCUGACCCCAGAGGAGGCCAAGCACGUGUUGCAGGAAUUGCAUGAAGGAGAGUGUGGAAACCACUCCGGACCACGAAGCUUGGCUCAUCGAGCACUCACUGUGGGUUACUAUUGGCCAACCAUGAGAGCAGACACAAAAGACUAUGUCAGAACAUGUGACAAAUGUCAACGAUAUGCUCCCGUCCCGCAUCAGCCAUCAGAGCCCCUCCAUCCCAUUAUAUCUCCAUGGCCUUUCAUGAAAUGGGGAAUGGAUAUUGUGGGCAAGCUACCAAUGGCACCUGGACAGAAGGUGUACCUGCUUAUGGUGACAGAUUAUUUCACAAAGUGGGUAGAAGGAGAGUCUUUUUCGUGUAUCAAAGACAAAGAAGUAAUCAACUUUAUCUGGAAGAAUGUGAUCUGUAGAUUUGGAGUCCCAAAGGAAAUUGUCACAGACAAUGGUUCUCAAUUUAUCAACGUAUCUACACUCAAGAAGCGACUAGAGGCGGCAAAAGGUAAGUGGGUUAAGGAAUUUCCAGCUGUGCUAUGGUCUUACCGUACAACAGAAAAGACUUCCACUGGUGAGACCCCUUUCUCUUUAACUUAUGGUUUCAAAGCGGUCCUCCCAGUUGAAAGAGGUCUUGAUACCUUGAGGAAAUCUACAGCAAAUGAGGAGACUAACUCUAAUCAAAUGGCAAAAGAGCUAGAUUUACUUGACGAAAAAAGAGACAAGGCCAAUUUAAGGAUAGCAUCGUACAAGCAAAUGGUAGCUCGACAUUACAACAAAAACUUGAGGACUCGUGCAUAUAAAGUUGGGGAUUAUGUCCUAAGGCGAACUUUUCAGAACACCAAAGAGGCUGGAGUAGGCAAGCUUGGAUCCAACUGGGAAGGACCCUACCAAAUUACUAAGGUGGUGGGGCAAGGAGCCUACAAGCUACAAGCAACUGAUGGAAGGAAUGUUACGAAUAGUUGGAAUGCAUGUCAUCUCCGACCUUAUUUUUACUAG